AUGUCUCAAAUUCAAAGUCCCGGAUUUGCGGAACUUGAAAAAGAGCUGGUAUGCUCGAUCUGUACCGAGCUCCUUUAUCAGCCCCUCACUCUUCUCGACUGCCUCCACACCUUCUGUGGCUCAUGCGUGAAAGAAUGGUUCUCUGCGCAAGGGGCGCGUCGCCACCGCACCUCACCUCGUUUCACCUGCCCGUCCUGUCGCGCUGAAGUGCGCGACACCCGCCCAAAUGCAACAGUGACGACACUGCUGGAUAUGGUCUUGGGUGCGCACCCGGACCGUGCCAGAGCGGCAGACGAAAAGGCGGAAAUUGCCACUAGGUACACACAGGGCGAGUCGGUGUUCCCAACACUUCCUUCGGGCGGGGAGAGCGGGGAGGAUGAUGGCGAGGACGACAGACACCUCCUGGAGGAGGUACGCGAGCUUAGUCUACGUGAAAGCCGGGCGCAAGCUAGGCGUGAGGCCCGCCGGACGGGGCAAUCUUCGCGGACCCGCGAGAGGAGCUCUAAUACCGAGAGACCUGCAGAGGAGGGCCGGUCAAGGCGUCGGAGGGAUGAUGAUACGACGCGGCAGCAACGUACAUUACGGCCCGAUGAUUCGGAGCGCACGCGGCGGAUUGAGCAUCAAUCUAGUCUGCGGUCCUUACUGAGUUUGUCCUCUGAUGCGGAGACUAUGGAAGAAGAGAUCUUGCGGCAAAUUCUCGAGGACGGAUUACUGGAUAAUAUCAAUCUUGAUAAUCUUGGGCCGAGGCAAGAAGAAGAACUCAGUGAACGCAUUGCGGAUGCCUACCGUCGGAGACAUAUGCAAAGAUCCCAGUCGCGUCAGCGGCAAGAACAGGGACGAGAGCAGCGACAAGAGCCCAACGGAUCUGCGCGAACACAUGCGAGGUCCGAGUCCGUCCAUAGGACUGCGGAACCAACGGCGACUACCCGAGAACACAAUGUCAGACGACCGCCAAUUUCCAGACCGCAUCUGUUCGAUUCGGCCCCCACACGGCCGAGCGCAGGACAUCGAAGGCGCAACUCGGAACAAGUGGGUGGGCGCCGAAGGAGCUCACCCGUCCGAGCAAAUCAGGCGUCUGCGUCAGAUGAAGCCAUAAGGCCUGCUGUUCGAUCUGCGAGUGAUCUGACUACUGGGCGCUUACGAUCAGAAUCAUCAUCAGCCAGACCGCGACGUGCCACAGAGUCAGAGCAUAAUCUCUUUAGUCCGUCGAUGGCCGGAGAACGAGAACGAAGCUCUUCUAGACAGGCCAGGGGUCACUCAGCCACGAACUCGCCCACUGGCGCUGUGUCCUCAAAUACAUCCCGCCAUUCACCUCACACGGAUCUCAACCUUCCGUCAUUAUCUUCGCCCCUUGUUCCAGGCCGGUCGGACAGACGAUCAAGACCAUCUUCGUCCCGAUCCAAUGUUCCUGCAUCUCCCACUGUACAAUUCCCCGAGCCGUCUAUCUCCUGCGACCGUUGCGGAAAGGACAACAUCCAAUAUACUCUGCAUAAGAAAUGCACAAGUUGCAAAGAAGGAAACUUCCACCUGUGUCUACGAUGCUACCGCUCGGGACGUGGCUGUCUUCGAUGGAGCGGAUUUGCCGCAUCCGCACAUACGACCUUUCAAAGAAUCAUAUCGUCAUCUACUCGACGCCCUUUACAAAUCAAUGACACCGGUCAUCUCUUAAUGUGGUUCAAAUACCAGCGACCCUCCGAGACUGCCCAUCAAACUGUGAGCGGAGAAAGACAGAUGACCAGCGAUAACCCAGCCCGCCGGCUCCAGAGCGGUCUCUUCUGUGAUACGUGUCAAUCAUCUGCAAACGAUUGUUUCUGGGAAUGCAGCCAGUGCAACGAGGGAGACUGGGGUUUCUGUAACUCCUGCGUCAACCAAGGACGAUGCUGCACCCACGCCCUGUUACCCAUCCGGCGCAUUACCCAUGGUCCACCUCCUUCAUCAUCGUCCACCACACCGCCGCCAGCUGAAUCAAAUACCCCAUCCGAGAUCGAGAGUUUCAAAAUCCUCUCAUUCUCAACAAACUGCGAUAUCUGCACAUACCCAAUUCCAGCUUCAAAUACCCGCUACCAUUGCCUGGAAUGCAAUGGCGGUGACUACGACGUCUGUACAAACUGUUACCUCAAACUCGUGGCAACGGGCAAGAUCAACAAAGAGAACGGCCACAACGGCUGGCGCCGCUGCCUCGCCAGCCACCGUAUGAUAGUAGUCGGCUUCGAAGACCACGAAGAAGGCCAGCGCCGCGUCGUUGUCCGCGAUCUUGUCGGUGGCCGCGCCCUGAAAGACGAGCACGUAGCACAAUCACAAUUACAAUCACAAACUUCCUCCCCCGUAACUGGCGGCGCCGUUACAUCCCCAGAACUCGGAACCGGUGACUGGAGCUGGAAGGAUGGCCCCGAGCGCCGUAAGAAAGCAUCCCGUCUGCGUGGCGGACCUGCCCUCACGAACGAUACCAGCAGAAGCACUGUCUCUGCUUCUGAUCCCUCAAACCCUGCCCUUUCCGGUGCCAGCGGCACUCCGGUUCAGGGUAUCCCGCCCUUCCGCCGGUUCCCACCUGACGGCGGGGUCGGGCUCGUGGUCCAUGCUCUGUGGUCCUGGUACCCGGAAGAAGACGUCGAAGACGAGCUUGUUUUCCCGCGCGGCGCGCAUAUCACCGAGUCGGAGAAUAUCAAUGACGACUGGUUCUGGGGAUGUUAUGCUGGUCGAACGGGACUGUUUCCUGGUUCGCAUGUUGAAUUCGUCAGGGAGGUUCAUAGGUAA
Molecule: messenger RNA, 2754 nt
Organism: Penicillium vulpinum
Lineage: Eukaryota; Fungi; Ascomycota; Eurotiomycetes; Eurotiales; Aspergillaceae
Product: SH3 domain protein
Exons: 2
Coding region: 1-2754 (917 amino acids)
Biological process (GO): ubiquitin-dependent protein catabolic process; protein ubiquitination; mitotic cell cycle checkpoint signaling
Cellular component (GO): nucleus
Molecular function (GO): protein binding; zinc ion binding; ubiquitin-protein transferase activity
Source: RefSeq, a predicted model, not a curated record